Trypanosoma cruzi is the source of this 2049-nucleotide messenger RNA. RefSeq names its product mitochondrial intermediate peptidase, putative. Gene Ontology annotation, biological process: peptide metabolic process; proteolysis. The coding region runs from base 1 to 2049 and encodes 682 amino acids. Gene Ontology annotation, cellular component: mitochondrion. The record is from RefSeq and is a predicted model, not a curated record. Gene Ontology annotation, molecular function: metalloendopeptidase activity. The transcript has a single exon. NCBI's taxonomy places the organism in Eukaryota, Euglenozoa, Kinetoplastea, Trypanosomatida, Trypanosomatidae.
AUGCUGCGCCGCGUUAUUGUGGGAGGUGUUUGCCGCCGCGCAUCUCCGUCCAUUGCGGGGAGGAUGGUGGCCGCUCGCUACGCCGCCACCAUACCGACCUCUACUGUGGCAUCAACAACCAUGUCGUCCUCGCCAACAAGCAGGGACGACGCCUCCACAAGAGCGGUGGUGAGUGAGGUACCAAAUCUAAGUUUUCUUGCCUCCAAGACGGUGCUGGCGGAGACGGUAGAACAAACCAUUGAGGUGUGCGAGGCACUGCUGAAUGAAAUUCCCAAAGUGAAGGGCGCGAAGGAGAAGCAUGAUCUCAUUGACUCGACAAGCAACGUGCUCUGUUUGCUUCUGGACCCAUGCGAGUUUGUGCGGCAAAUCCACCCCGACGAGGAAUACAAGAAGCAUGCAGCAUAUGCCUUUCAGAAGGGGUAUGAAUACAUGAGCAAGGUGAAUUCCCGCCGAGACCUCUACGAUGUGAUCGUUGAGUUGGACAGUCCGGAGGGAAGAAAGCAGCUUGAUGAUGAGGAAAUCAAAAACGUUGUGCAGCUAAAACGUGACAUGGAAAGCAAUGGCAUUCACUUGUCUGAUGCCCUUAGGGAGAAGGUAACGGAAAUGAAUAUUGAGAAGGAGGAUUUGGCUAUGCGUUUUUUGACAGAGCAGGGGGCAAAGAAUCCUUUUGCCACACUUCGCUACCUUCUCCGUUGUCGCUAUGAACUUGCAAAACUUCUUGGUUUUGAGAGCUACGCGGAGCAACAAUUGCGGGGAACAAUGCUGGGAAAUCAACAAAGUGUCUGGCACUUUCUCUGUGGGAUUGCCCACAAGUAUCGUUCGGCCGCAGAGAAGGAAUUGAACCUCAUUCGACAGAAUGUGGGUGAGGUACGCAAUCGACAGAAUAUUACGGACGAUACUCGGGCCCGCGUCGCACAUUCGCUCCGUCGAGACGCCGAGCCUGCGAAGGCCGAAGAAUACUUUUCCGUUGCCAAUUGCAUACGGGGAAUUCAGUGCCUGUGCUCGGAGGUCUUUGGCCUACGACUGGAGGAAGUGCCGUUUGAGAGGGAGGAAGUGUUUAACCCGGACGCCAAGAAGUUUUACGUUUACGAUGAGAACCGGGCUUUUUUGGGCAUUAUUGUUCUGGAUAUGUAUGCAAGCGAUAUGAAAUACUGCCAGGCGGGGCACCUCACUCUGCAGUUGGGCUGUAAGCCCCAUCAGGAGGCUCUCGCACGGGUAGGGCUGAAGCUCCCGGAACGGCAGUACCCAGUUGUUGUUUUGACCUGCAACGUGGGUGCCCUCACGCCGGCGCAACGGCUCCCCAAUGGAAGAUUUGAUGACGAGUCUACCCUUAUGCAUCCAAGCGAAGUAACGACGGUUUUUCACGAGUUUGGCCAUGCGAUGCACACAAUCUUUGGGCAAACAAAAGUGCAAAAUUUAGCUGGAACUCGCUCUAGUAUUGACUUUGUGGAGACCUUUUCGCAACUAUUUGAACAUUUUCUAACCUCGCAUGAAUUUUUGCGGCUGUGGGCUCAUCGCAUCAACACACGGGAACCGAUUUCUUUUGAUAUUGUGAUGAAACGCAACGCGGCUGCUGACAUGUUUAAGCAUUUAGACAUGCUGGAUCAGGUAGUGCUCUCGGCUGUUGACCAGACACUUCACGGACCUCAGCCCUACACUGUGUAUUUCCCCCACGGCCAAAACGGACACCUCGGAAAGCGCACUCUUGGCGACAGCAGCGAUUACGGCCGCGGCACAUACAACUUAGCGAAGAUUCUUAUUGAUGUAUGCACCCCUCUCUCAAUUGUAACACCGACAGAGAGUGGUGUGCUUGGCACGCUGUCAUUUGAGCAUUUGUCCGGAUAUCCUGCCGGCUACUACGGAUACCUUUACAGUCUUUCCGUUGCUCGGCGGAUUUGGUCGAAGAAGUUUGAGAAGGAUCCACUGAAUCGUGCUGCAGGGAAGGAACUGGUGCAGGAAGUCAUGCGGCACGGUGCCGCAUGCAACCCCGUAGAGGUCAUUGAGAAGUACUUGGGCGACAACCUGGACGAGAUUGACAUCUGGGCGUAA